Annulohypoxylon maeteangense is the source of this 13552-nucleotide messenger RNA. Its product is annotated as cytoplasmic dynein heavy chain. Gene Ontology annotation, biological process: microtubule-based movement. Gene Ontology annotation, cellular component: dynein complex. Gene Ontology annotation, molecular function: dynein intermediate chain binding; dynein light intermediate chain binding; ATP binding. The record is from RefSeq and is a predicted model, not a curated record. Lineage: Eukaryota; Fungi; Ascomycota; Sordariomycetes; Xylariales; Hypoxylaceae. The transcript is spliced from 3 exons. Bases 298 to 13353 code for a protein of 4351 amino acids.
CUUCAAAAAAGUUAUCCCUUCUUUUUGUACUUGUGUAUUACCAUCAUCCCCAAAAUAAGCACAUCGACGAUACAGGUCGGGAAACACACCGUGACAAGGUUCCUCUACGGUUCUCACGCUCAUUUUCGCCUUUGUCCUUUUUUGCUACGACCUAUCUAAUUCGCAUAGCAUUUCUGUAAUCACUACUACGAGCUCGUGUUUCUCCUGAAUCCCGACAUCGUUCCCUACUAUUCCGUAUUCUAAGAGAUGCGACCGACCCUGUAGAAUUCGAUCAAGCCUUCAAGUCAAAUCGCCACGAUGGAGGCCGUGGCUUCUCCUUUGGGCCUGCAAGGUCCUACUACGAAUGGAAUAUCGCCUUCGUCAUUCAUUACCAUAGAUCCAGCUUUGGUGGUUGAAUAUUUGGCCUCCGUGGUCACUAUCGCUCUCGGAGCCACCCGAGAUGAGCUCGAACGUCCCGACAACCUCCUCUCACGAGAGAAUCACGACGACACUAUACAGCGAUGUAGCCGAUUUGCGACCGAUGCCCAGGUUGCUCUGUACGUUCAGAAGGAUGCGAAACCAUCAAACGAAAUGCCAGAUGGCCCGGUUGAUAAUGUCCCCAUGUCAUACACUUACACAAUCACGUCCGAGAUAUCUUCCUCACCGACGACGAUAGCCUAUCUUGCGCUCCUCAAACGCCCCCAAGCCAUCGACCCCUCGCUGCCGUUAACCUCGCAGAUCCAGAUCCAGACACUACCUGGUACUGCUUCACUUACUAAUCUUGUUAGUGAACAAGGUCCGACUGCUUCUCCUUUCGAGAUACUUCAUUCUAUUCUCCACAAUGCGCUGGCGCCAUAUUUUGAUGCCAACACGAAGACCUCUCAAGUUGCAAAUGGUGGGCGGAAUCGAGCAGACGUGGAUGCAAAGACGGGUAUCCCUGUAACGAAGAAGCGCAUGACGGAGCUUGAGCUGAGCUUGCUACACCUCCAACAAAAUGUCGAGAUUCCCGAGCUGUCUCUUUCGUUUCAUCCCGUUGUCCAGGGUGCCUUGGAAGAUGCUGGUGGACGCAAUAUACGGCCUAGUACCGAUAUGAUAUCCGCCAACCUUCUCUCGGAUAGUACAUUCAUGAACAACUUGCAGUCGACGGUAAACAGUUGGAUUAAAUCGAUACAGACCAUCACGAAACUAACUCGAGACCCCGUAACGAGAACUGCGACGCAGGAGAUUAACUUCUGGCUGUCCAUGGAGUCCGCGCUGGAAGGCAUCGAGACCCAGCUGAGGAGUGAAGGGGUUACGCUAACUUUAGAGAUCCUGAAGCAUGCGAAACGUUUUCAGGCUACUGUCAGUUUUACCGCCGAUACUGGUCUGAAGGAGGCUAUGGAAAUGGUGCAGAAGUACAACCAGCUUAUGCGAGAUUUCCCUCUGGAUGAAUUACUCUCCGCGACCUCGUUACCCAAGAUCCAGGAUGCUAUCGGCCAGAUCUUUAGCCAUAUGAACAAGAAGAUGAGGUUCAGCAAUUACCCCAUAGCACGGACUUUGCAUUUGGUCGAGGCUAUUUCGGCGGAUCUUGAAGAGGUUAUGCACCGUCUUCUUCCAGGCUCGGAAUUGGUUGACCUUGAUUAUAAGGACUUCAAAAGCCUUAUGACUACUGCUGACGAAAUCUUCAAGUCUUGGGAUGCUCAGAUCAAGGAUUUCACCAACAUUGCUAGAGAGACGACACGUAGAAGACAAGAAAGGUUUAUCCCUAUCAAAGUGAACCCGAAGCAUAGUGAGCUUCAGGCUCGACUCAAGUAUAUCGAUACCUUCCGAGACAACCACGAACAACUGCAGAGGACGAUCGUUAAUGUUCUCGGCCCGAAGUCGACUGUCAAUGGCAUUAAUGAGGAGACGGCCGGUAACAACGUUGCCCUUGUCGAGGAGAUGGGCGACGUAGACGCCGUUGAAGAAGUCCAGCAAGCUUGGGAAGCAUUGAAGCACGUUGACCUGCUUGAUGUUUCUCCCGAAGGCACCCAACGAUGGGUCAAAGCAGAGAACACCUACAAUGAACGAACCUCUCGAGUUGAAAAUUCUAUUAUCGCCAGAUUACGUGACCGCCUUGCAACGGCAAAAAAUGCGAAUGAAAUGUUCCGGGUUUUCUCCCAGUUCAAUGCACUCUUUGUGCGACCCAAGAUUCGGGGCGCCAUUGCUGAGUAUCAGAACCAACUCAUUGACAAUGUGAAGCAAGCUAUCUCAGGGCUUCACGAGCGCUUCAAGCAGCAGUAUGGUCACUCCGAGGCUCACGCUAUGGCCCAGCUUCAUGAUUUGCCCCCUGUCUCUGGUGCCAUUAUCUGGGCGCGUCAGAUCGAGCGACAGCUUGAUAAUUAUAUGAAGAAAGUUGAGGAUAUCCUUGGUUCCGAUUGGGCUCUUCAUACCGAGGGCCAGAAACUACAAACCGAGAGUGAAUUGUUCAGAAAGAAACUCAACACGGCAACUAUAUACAAAGCUUGGAUUGAGGAUGUCCAGCGUAAACAAAUCUCGAUAGCUGGUAGGCUCUUUAACAUCAACAAGAUUAGAGCGGCCAACAAUGCGCUUGAUCUCUCGGUGAACUUCGAUGCCCAGAUAAUCGCACUUUUCAAAGAGACUCGUAACCUCGGCUGGCAAAAUUUCAAUGUGCCUCAUGCGGUAAAUAAUAUCGCAAAGGACGCCAAGAGAGUGUAUCCGUACGCCGUGAGUUUGAUGGAAAGUGUGAGAACAUUUGCGCAGACAACCAGACAGAUAUCGGAACUACCUGAAGUCUCCAUUCUGUUAAGCGGCUAUCAGAACGACGUCCAUGUUCUGGUCGCGAAGGGUGUACCUUUGAAGUGGGAAACAUUCGUUAACACCUGGGAAUCGUACCAGAAGCCUUCGCUCGCUAAUGGCAGUCUUGAACACACGAUGGGCCGUAAUGGUGAGACUAAGCACGUCUUGUUCGUCCGGGAUUUUGCUGCUGCCGCUUCCCUUCUUCAGACGAAGACCGUUACCCUCGCAAAUAUUCACCUCAACGUUCAAAAGGCUUUGGCAGAAUUGGCCACCUGCUCCUACGAAGCGUCGGAGUUCGAAGCGCGUCUACAAGCGAUCCAAGCGGCCGUUGAUCAACUCAACUUAGAGCAAUACGUCAAUCUUGGCUUUUGGGUGGAGAGGAUGAAUGAACGAAUUAAGUUAACUCUGCUCACUCGCCUUCAACAUGCGGUCUCGGCGUGGAUCGAGGCAUUCGAAGAUGACACGCCGAUAGAUCGUAUUGAGGCCAACCGACGAAAGCAACUAGCGCCAAUUGGAGAAUCUCUCAAAUCUGAUGCUCCUCUCAUGAGGCACUUGAUUCACGAAAUUACGAUGAAGAAUCAGGUCAUCUAUUUAGACCCACCUCUGGAAUUCGCGAGAGCUAGCUGGUUCUUGCACUUGCACAACUGGAUAGGCAUUGUCUGUAACCUCCCAAAGAUUAAGGCCUCCAGAUACCAGAUGAGCUUAACGUUAAGCACCGUGGUUCAUGAAGAAGCUCGUUUUAAUGACCUUCCGAGUGAUUGCACCGAUAUACUUAGUAGAGUCUAUACCUCAGUUGAGAAAAAGUUGCAUGGUAUCGGCGAAUAUGUCGACAAAUGGUUGCAGUUUCAAUCUCUUUGGGAUUUGCAAUCUGAACAAGUGUACGAACUUCUUGGUGAUGAGCUCUCUAAAUGGCUGCAGUUGCUGCAAGAGAUUCGAAAAUCUCGUGCUACAUUUGACACCACCGAAGUUAGCCGCUCAUUCGGUCACAUUACCAUCGACUAUGAACAGGUCCAGAUGAAAGUCAACUCUAAGUAUGAUCAAUGGCAGCAGGAGAUCUUGGUGAAAUUUGCGAGCCGGCUUGGCAAUCGUAUGCGAGAGGUCAAUGCCGAAAUAGAAAAGGCCCGCAGAGACCUGGAAGGACAGAGCCUUGAAGCGACUUCGACUGCGAUGGCGGUCCAGUUCAUCACCAUUGUUCAAAGUUGCAAGCGCAAGGUUAAGACAUGGGCUCCUGAAGUUGAGACCUUCCGCCAAGGCCAAUCCACCCUCGUUCGAAACCGAUACAAUUUCCCGAACGACUGGGUCGAUGUUCAACAGGUUGAUUCUACGUGGGAGGCUCUCAACGAACUUCUAAACAGGAAGGCAAAAAUUGUCCAAGACCAGACUGAUGCUCUGAAGGCCAAGAUCGUCGCAGAGGACAGGGUGGUGAUAGACAAGAUAACCGAGAUUGCCACACAGUGGAACGACGAGAAGCCUGUUUCAGGGACGAUUGCCCCUGAUGUUGCGUCUGCCACUCUCACCUCUUUCGAAGCCAGAAUCACCAAAUUGCAAGAAGAAUUUGACAUGGUGUCUAAAGCUAAGGAAGCGCUCGACCUCCCCGCAAGCCCCGAGUCUUCUCUUUCGACCAUUCUGGAAGAAGUCCAAGACUUUAAGUCCGUCUGGGCUGCUCUGUCAACUAUCUGGAAGAGCUUAAAUGAACUUCGUGAGACUUUGUGGGGAAGUGUUCAACCCAGAAAGAUCCGAAGCAGCAUCGAUGGCUUGAUUAAGAUGACGAAGGAAAUGCCAAGUAGGAUGCGACAAUAUGCCGCUUUUGAGCAUAUUCAGAAUAUCCUCCGCCAGCUUCUGAAAGUGACUAGUCUCCUCACUGACUUGAAGUCAGAGGCCAUUCGAGAUCGACAUUGGACGAAGAUCUGGAAAGAUAUCAAGCCUGGGCGACGAUACUCCCCUGUUUCCAUGACACUCGGAGACGUCUGGGAUCUGAACCUCGUCGCUACCGAAGUUAUUGUGAGAGACAUCAUUACGCAGGCUCAGGGUGAGAUGGCACUAGAAGAGUUCUUGAAACAAGUGAAGGAGACCUGGAACAAUUAUCAACUAGAUCUUGUGCCAUAUCAAAAUAAGUGUCGUCUUAUCCGUGGCUGGGAUGAUCUUUUCGCGAAGUGUAGCGAGAAUCUAAACUCGUUGCAGGCGAUGAAACAUUCGCCAUAUUACAAAGAGUUCGAAGAGGAGGCAUCGUCUUGGGAGGACAAGCUGAAUCGCGUCCACGUACUGUUCGAUGUCUGGAUUGACGUUCAGCGCCAAUGGGUAUACUUGGAAGGUGUCUUCACCGGAAACGCAGACAUCAAGCAUCUCUUGCCAAUCGAGUCAUCCAGAUUUCAGAACAUCAACAGCGAAUUCAUGACUGUGAUGAAGAAAGUGUACAAACAACCGAUGGUAAUGGAUGUUCUAGGUAUCACUGGGGUGCAGAAGUCUCUCGAACGUCUUGCCGAACUGCUCAACAAGAUACAGAAAGCGCUCGGUGAAUAUCUCGAGAAGGAAAGAGUGUCGUUCCCUCGUUUCUACUUCGUUGGUGACGAGGACCUGCUGGAAAUGAUUGGUAAUAGCAACGAUACUUUGCGUAUUGCUAAACACUUCAAGAAGAUGUUUGCUGGUCUGACUGGGCUGGUGAUGGACGACGAAUCGAUCAUUUCAGGAUUCACUUCAAAGGAAGGAGAAAUUGUGCGACUUAAGAAAGAAAUCUCGUUGGCGAAAGUCCCCAAGAUCAAUGAUUGGUUGGCUUUACUUGAGAAUGGUAUGAAGGUCACCUUAGCUGAACUUCUUGCCGAAGCUGUUGAGGUAUACACUCCCUUAUUCGAAUCGGGCGAAAUUAGCCCGGAUACCUUGAACGAAUUCAUGAACGCCUUCCCCAGUCAGAUUGUGGUGUUAGCUACCCAAGUAGCUUGGACUACAGCAGUAGAGCGAUCAUUGAAUGAAGGUGGUAAGACGCUGCAAUCCCUCUUUGAGCGGGAGGUCCAGGUUCUCAGACUUCUCGCCGAGACUGUUCUUGGCGACUUGGAGGUGAUACAAAGGAAGAAAUGCGAAGCUCUUAUCACGGAAUGUGUUCAUCAGCGAGACGUUAUCGAGAAGCUAGUGAAGCUCAACGCCACUGCACCGACACAUUACAUGUGGUUACUACAAAUGCGAUACGUCUAUGCACCCGAGGGAGAUUACCUAGAACGUCUCCAUAUCAAGAUGGCAAAUGCCAAGCUCAACUAUGGCUUUGAAUACUUGGGUGUUCCUGAUAGACUGGUCCGAACUCCUCUCACCGAUCGUUGUUUUGGAACCCUUACCCAAGCUCUCUGUCAACGACUUGGUGGUUCUCCCUACGGACCUGCAGGUACUGGAAAGACGGAAUCAGUCAAAGCCCUUGGUGUCCAGCUAGGCCGCUUUACUCUUGUCUUUUGCUGCGAUGACACUUUUGAUUUCCAGGCCAUGGGUCGUAUUUUCCUUGGUAUUUGCCAGGUUGGAGCUUGGGGUUGUUUUGACGAGUUCAAUCGUUUGGAGGAAAGAAUUUUAUCUGCUGUGUCGCAACAAAUCCAGAAUAUCCAACUUGGUCUUAAACAGGGCGCGGAAGACGACAAAGCCCAAAUUGAAUUGGUCGGUCGGCAACUCCACGUAAACGCCAAUACGGGUAUCUUCAUUACGAUGAACCCUGGAUAUGCCGGUCGUUCCAAUUUGCCUGACAAUCUCAAGAAGCUGUUCCGUAGUGUUGCAAUGUCGAAACCGGACAAGGAACUUAUUGCUGAGGUCAUGCUUUACUCUCAAGGUUUUAACCAAGCCAAACAGCUCUCCAAACAGACGGUUCCUUUCUUCGACCAAUGUUCCGCAAAGCUGUCCAAGCAAGCACAUUACGAUUUCGGUCUCCGUGCCCUAAAGAGCGUACUGGUCAGCUCUGGUGGCCUCAAACGUGCCCGGCUCACAAAUAGUGACGGCAGCAUUGGUUCCGAGGAAGUUGUGGAACCUGAGAUCAUUGUACAGAGUGUUCGAGAGACCAUUGCUCCAAAGCUAAUCCGAAGCGAUGUGGAGAUUAUGAUGGCAAUCGAGGGAGAAUGCUUCCCAGGUGUUCAGUAUGUUCCUGCCAACUUAGUGGAACUUGAGGAUUCAAUUCGUCGUCUCGCAGCAGAGAGACAUCUUGUGGUCAAUGACAUUUGGAUGACCAAGGUCCUUCAGCUCUACCAGAUUCAGAAGAUCCACCAUGGUGUGAUGAUGGUGGGUAAUUCGGGAACUGGAAAAUCUGCUGCAUGGAGACUUCUCCUAGAUGCGCUUCAAGAAGUGGAGAAAGUCGAAGGUGUCUCUCAUGUUAUCGAUUCUAAAGUCAUGUCAAAGGAGGCACUAUACGGAAACUUGGACUCCACUACAAGAGAAUGGACCGAUGGUCUAUUUACCAGCAUACUGCGAAAGAUCGUUGACAACCUUCGUGGAGAAGACUCCAAGCGCCACUGGAUCGUAUUUGACGGCGACGUUGAUCCUGAAUGGGUUGAAAACUUGAACAGUGUCCUCGAUGACAAUAAGUUACUUACUCUCCCUAACGGUGAGCGUCUCAAUCUGCCACCUAAUGUCCGGAUCAUGUUUGAAGUCGAGACUUUGAAAUAUGCUACUCUGGCAACUGUCAGUCGAUGUGGUAUGGUCUGGUUUAGCGAGGACACUGUCACACCAAGCAUGAUGGUCGCCAACUAUCUCGAUACUCUCAGGACCGUGGCAUUCGAAGAUUUGGAUGAGGAUACGGCUGCUGCCGGCCAGAGUCCCGCGAAGACUCUCCAGAUUCAGAGCCAAGUUGCCGAUCUACUCAAUGCUUAUUUGUCGGAGGAGGACUUUAUUCUUGCUGCUCUAAAGCAAGCCGAAUCUUACAAUCAUAUCAUGGAGUUCACCGUAGCUCGUGUCCUGACAACCUUAUUCUCUUUACUAAACAAGGCUGUCAGAGAUAUGAUCGAAUACAACGCCUCUCACGUCGAUUUUCCUCUGGACCCGGAGCAAAUCGAAACUUAUGUCUCGAGGAAGUUAUUGCUCGCUCUAGUCUGGGCGUUGACUGGCGAUUGCCCUCUCAAUGAUCGAAAGAUAUUCGGAGAUAAUGUUGGGGCUUUGGCAAGCUUUGGAUCACCGCCUCUUGACGGCACCAGCUCUCUCAUCGACUUCGACGUCAUCCUCCCUAGAGCUGAAUGGACGCCGUGGCAGAACCAGGUCCCUACAAUUGAGGUCAACACACACUCAAUCACGCAAACAGAUGUUGUUAUUCCCACAUUGGAUACUGUUCGCCACGAAGAUGUGCUCUACUCUUGGCUUGCCGAACACAAGCCUCUUCUACUUUGCGGUCCGCCUGGAUCUGGUAAAACAAUGACUCUAUUUAGCGCACUUCGAAAAUUGCCCAACAUGGAGGUUGUCGGUCUCAAUUUCUCUAGUGCGACUACCCCCGACCUACUGAUCAAGACUUUCGAGCAAUAUUGCGAGUACAAGAAAACUCUGAACGGGGUGAUGCUAUCACCUACCCAGAUUGGGCGAUGGCUUGUGAUCUUCUGCGAUGAAAUCAAUUUGCCAGCACCAGAUAAAUAUAACACGCAGCGAGCUAUUUCGUUCCUUCGUCAAUUAGUGGAGCACAAUGGCUUCUGGCGGACGUCCGACAAAUCUUGGGUGACACUGGAUCGAAUCCAAUUUGUCGGCGCCUGCAACCCCCCAACUGAUGCAGGUCGUACGCCAAUGGGCGCCAGGUUCCUGAGACAUGCACCGUUAAUUAUGGUCGAUUAUCCCGGCGAACUGUCUCUCCUUCAGAUCUAUGGCACUUUCAACUCCGCUGUCCUGAAGAUAAUUCCGGCGCUACGUGGAUACUCCGAGCCACUCACCCAAGCAAUGGUUCGCUUCUACCUAGAAUCUCAACAACGAUUUACGCCUAAGAUCCAGCCACAUUACGUAUACAGUCCUCGUGAAUUGACUAGGUGGGCCCGUGGCGUGUACGAGGCCAUUCGCCCAUUGGAGACACUUUCUAUUGAAGGACUAAUCCGAAUUUGGGCACACGAAGCCCUACGACUUUUCCAGGACCGUUUGGUUGCAGAGGACGAGCGACAGUGGACUGACGAAGCUGUCCGACGAAUCGCAUUAGAGUUCUUCCCUACAAUCGACGAAUCUAAAGCUUUGGGUGGCCCAAUCUUAUUCUCCAAUUGGCUUUCCAAGAAUUAUGUCCCCGUUGAUCGAGAACAGUUACGAGACUUUGUCAAGGCUCGUCUUAAGACUUUCUGCGAAGAGGAAGUGGAUGUUCCACUCAUUUUGUUCAAUGAUGUGCUCGAACAUGUCCUUCGUAUUGAUCGUGUCUUUAGACAACCGCAGGGUCAUUUGAUAUUGAUUGGCGUCAGUGGAAGUGGAAAGACGACACUUUCAAGAUUUGUCGCUUGGAUGAAUGGUCUCAAAGUUUUCCAGAUCAAAGUCCAUGGAAAGUACUCCGCCGAGGACUUCGAUGAAGAUCUACGGGAGGUUUUACGCCGCUGCGGUUGCAAAGGCGAGAAGAUCUGCUUUAUCAUGGACGAAUCUAAUGUCCUUGACUCCGGUUUCUUGGAGCGCAUGAACACCCUUCUUGCUAACGCUGAAGUCCCUGGUCUUUUCGAAGGUGACGAUUUUGCAUCCCUUAUGACGGCUUGUAAAGAAGGCGCACAGCGACAAGGUUUACUGCUGGACUCUCAAGAAGAACUAUACAAGUGGUUCACACAGCAGAUUGUCAAGAACUUGCACGUGGUGUUUACUAUGAACCCACCUGAAGAUGGUUUAUCCUCCAAAGCUGCUACUAGUCCUGCUUUGUUCAAUCGUUGCGUGCUCAAUUGGUUUGGAGACUGGUCUGACCAGGCGCUCUUCCAGGUCGCUAAUGAGCUUACUCAUUCCAUCGAUCUUGAUAAGCCCAACUUCGCGGCUCCUGAUACUAUUCCUGUUGCAUAUCGCGGUCUUAACCUACCUCCUUCCCACAGAGAAACAAUCGUCAAUUCCAUGGUUUAUAUCCAUUAUUCUCUACAGCGCUUCAAUAGCAAACUUCAGAAACAACAAGGCAAGGUGACAUUCCUCACCCCGCGCCAUUUCCUUGACUUCGUCGCUCAGUAUGUCAAGUUAUACAACGAGAAGCGGGAAGAUCUAGAGGAACAGCAACGCCAUCUAAACGUUGGACUUGACAAGUUAAGAGACACGGUCGAGAAAGUCCGCGAUCUCAGGGUCAGUCUAGCUGAGAAGAAGACCCAGCUCGAGGCAAAAGAUGCAGAGGCCAAUGAGAAACUGCAACGCAUGGUUGCCGAUCAACGGGAAGCCGAACAGCGCAAAGGUGCUUCACUAGAGAUCCAAGCAGCGCUUGAAAAACAGGAAGCAGAGGUUGCCACUCGAAAGGAGGUUGUUUUGAACGAUCUUGCAAGAGCUGAGCCUGCUGUUGAAGAAGCUAAAGCUAGUGUCAGCAACAUUAAACGACAGCACUUGACUGAAGUCAGGUCUAUGGGUUCUCCACCCCAAGGUGUCCGACUUGCGAUGGAGUCGGUAUGCGCAUUACUGGGUCACAAGAUCGCCGAUUGGAAAGGCGUUCAAGCUGUGGUGCGACGUGAUGACUUCAUUGCGAGUAUCGUCAACUUUGAUAAUGAGAAGCAGAUGACCAAGACCCUGCGAACGCUAAUGCGGACCAAAUUUUUGAACCACGUCGACUUCACAUACGAAAAGGUUAACCGUGCCAGUAAGGCAUGUGGUCCGUUAGUUCAGUGGGUAGAGGCUCAAGUUAACUACUCUGAGAUUCUCGACAGGGUCGGUCCUUUACGAGAUGAGGUGGAUCAGCUUGAGGAGCAAGCCCUCCAGACGAAGGCUGAAGCAAAGGCUGUCGAAAACACCAUCAUCAGUCUAGAGCAAAGUAUCGCCACUUACAAGACUGAAUAUGCUGCUCUUAUUAGUGAGACCCAGGCCAUUAAGGCCGAGAUGUCUCGCGUUCAAUUCAAGGUCGACCGAAGCGUAAGACUACUCGACAGUCUUUCCUCAGAACGUACUCGUUGGGAGGAUGGAAGCAAGUCGUUCGAAACUCAAAUCAGCACUUUAGUUGGAGACGUCCUAGUUGCUGCGGCUUUCUUGGCCUACAGCGGUCUUUAUGACCAGACCUUCCGAAAGUCAAUGAUGGAAGACUGGUUGCAUCAACUACACCUUUCCGGGAUCAACUUUAAGCCGCACAAUCCCGUUACCGAAUACUUGUCGACUGCUGAUGAGCGACUUAGUUGGCAAGAAAACACCUUGCCUGUUGACGAUCUUUGCACAGAAAACGCCAUCGUCCUUAAGCGCUUCAACCGAUACCCUCUUAUUAUCGACCCUUCUGGCAGAGUUACCGAGUUCCUUCAACGCGAGUGUAAGGACCGUCGUCUUACUGUGACUAGUUUCUUGGAUGAUUCUUUCACCAAACAACUCGAGAGUUCUCUCAGAUUCGGUAACCCGAUUCUCAUUCAAGAUGCCGAGCACCUGGACCCCAUCCUUAACCAUGUCCUCAACAAGGAGUAUCAAAAAACAGGUGGUCGUGUACUCAUUCAACUUGGCAAGCAGGAAAUUGAUUUCUCGCCUGCGUUCAAGAUUUACUUGUCGACCAGAGAUCCGUCUGCUACAUUCCCACCCGAUAUUUGCAGUCGAACUACCUUUGUCAACUUCACAGUCACGCAGAGCAGUCUCCAGACUCAGUCCCUUAAUGAUGUCCUGAAAUCCGAGAGACCGGAUGUUGACGAGAGGAGAUCCAACCUCAUCAAACUCCAAGGCGAGUUCAAAGUCCAUCUUCGGCAGCUUGAGAAGCGUCUUCUUCAGGCCCUUAACGAAUCUCGUGGCAAUAUUCUCGAUGAUGACAACGUCAUCGAGACUCUUGAGACUCUCAAGACAGAAGCUGGUGAAAUCACGGCUAAGAUAAGCAAUACCGAAGGCGUAAUGGCUGAAGUAGAUGAGAUCACAUUGCAGUAUAGUAUCAUUGCGCGAUCGUGCAGCGCAGUCUUUGCUGUUCUCGAGCAAUUGCAUUAUCUCAAUCACUUCUACCAAUUCUCGCUUCAGUACUUCCUAGAUAUUUUCCACUCUGUUCUUCACGGCAAUAAGCACUUGACAGGCGAGACAGAUUUCAAUGUACGCCGAGACAUUAUCAUCAAAGACUUAUUUGUGACCACAUUCAAGAGAACAGCUUUGGGUCUACUACAGAAGGAUCGAAUCACUCUGGCUAUGCUCCUCGCUCAAGCUUCUCCUUACAAGAUGGACAAGGGCCUAAUCGAUGUCAUACUUGACGAUCGUAUCGAGGGCAAAGAUCUCUCUACUGAAAUCGACGCGAAAGAUGAGACUUUUACUAGAGCCAAGAGGCUUGGCGUAUUGAAGGACAAGCUCGAUCAAGUACCAUCCGCCGCCUGGGAAACAUUUUUAACAGAAGAAUUAGCCGAGAACGUUAUCCCCCAGAUUUGGGAUUCGAAUACCCCUUCAUUUGAUCAAGGGUUACUCUCGCUACUCCUUGUCAAGCUCUUCCGCCUCGACCGUUUCGUCCCAGCUGCAGAGCGAUUCGUCGCGUCUGUCUUUGGGGCUGAAUUAUUCGAUAUUGUGGACGAUCUCAAAGAAACUAUCAGCCAGGUCCCUUCAACUCGCCCCAUCUCGCUUGUUUCGAGCCCUGGCUUCGAUGCCAGCUACAAGGUGGACAAUCUAGUCGAGAGAACGCGUGUCAGAUGCACAAAUAUUGCCAUGGGAUCAAAUGAGAGUCUUGCGAGUGCGGAUAAAGCUAUUAGCAACGCAGCGCAGGUCGGAUCUUGGGUUUUGAUCAAGAACGUUCAUCUCGCACCUACUUGGUUACAAUCCCUGGAGAAGCGCAUGGAAUCCUUGAACCCGCACUCUGAUUUCAGGCUAUUCUUAUCGAUGGAAUCUAGCCCUAGGAUUCCUGUUAACUUGCUUCGCGCAUCUCGUGUGCUUAUGUACGAACAACCAGCUGGUGUCCGCGCCAACAUGAAGGACUCUAUGUCUUCUCUUACAGAUCGAGCUACGAAAAGCCCCGUGGAGCGCAGCCGAUUAUAUCUACUGCUCUCGUUCUUACAUGCUGUCGUUCAAGAACGUCUACGCUACGCACCCAACUUGGGCUGGAAGGGUUUCUGGGAGUUUAAUGAUAGUGAUUACGAAUGUUCUGCCUUUAUCGUGGAUACAUGGGUGGAAUCUGUGGCACAAAGCCGCUCAAACAUUAAUCCACAGAAUAUCCCUUGGGACAUGAUCCGCUACUUGGUCCGUGAGACAUACGGCGGCAAGAUCGAUGACGAAGGCGAUUUCAAUCGUUUAACAGAAUUAGUCAACCAAUCUCUUACGCCAGCAGCAUACGAAAUCGGGCACAAACUGGUGGAAGGCACGGAGAAGGAUGGGCAGGAAGCGAGCCUUGUGGUACCGUCUGGCACUUCGCUACAAGAGUUCAUGGCGUGGAUCCAGAAGUUACCUGAGCGCGAGCCACCAACUUACUUGGGUCUGCCUGCCAACGCAGAGAAACUACUGUUGGUUGGGCUCGGUAGAAGCCUGAUAGGAAACGUGAAGAAGGUGACGGAGUUAUUGGAUGAGGGAGAGCAGCUCAUGGGCGAGGUGUGAUAUGUCUGAACAAGACUAUGGACGUUGUUUCUUCAUUGAGGAGUUUGGUCUUUUUUUGCUACAGACUUCGAGAUUACAACCCUUCAUACCCUGAUACCCCCUUUUAGUUUAGAUUGUUACCUUUUUUUCCCUUCUAUUAAUUACAGGUGUAUAAGUUACACCAUACGCAAAAAUUAAAUUGUUGCCCAAUUACCUAGUA